AUGACUGGAAAUGAUACUGCCAUCAAUAAAAUCAAAGAACAGGUUCGCAAGAACCUUAAUGGAGGCGUUAGUAUUGUAAUCAUUGGCGCCUCUGGAGACUUAGCAAAGAAGAAGACUUUCCCUGCUCUCUUUAAGCUCUAUCAACAGAAGUUCUUCCCUGAAAAGACGCAAAUUAUUGGUUAUGCUCGUACUGAAAUGGAUGACGAAGAAUAUCAUAAGCGUGUCACUAUGAGCAUUGAUACAGAGAAGGAAGAAGGUGUUAAAGAUUUCUUGAAGAUUUGCCACUAUGUUUCUGGACAGUAUGAUGAAGAUGACUCCUUUAAAAAGUUAAACGACUUUGUAAACGACGUAGAAAAGAAGAACGGUGUUAAGGAUGACCAAAAGAAUCGUAUUUUCUACUUAGCUGUUCCUGCUCAGGUUUAUGUACCUGUAUCUGAACGUUGUAAGAAGUUUGUCUAUCAAGACGGUGCCUAUAAUGCAUUGAUUGUUGAAAAGCCUUUUGGUAAGGACAGUGAUACCUAUAAGCAAUUCGCUAAGGAUAUUUAUGGCACUUGGGACCGAAACGAAGUGUACUUGAUUGACCAUUACCUUGGAAAGGAACUGUUGAAGAACAUGAUGAAUCUACGCUUUGCGAACACCUUCUUUGAGCCUAUGUGGAACUCCAAGUAUAUUGAUAACGUACAAAUUACUCUUAAAGAACCUUUUGGUUGCGAAGGUCGCGGGGGUUACUUUGAUGAAUAUGGUGCUAUACGAGAUGUCAUUCAAAACCACUUGUUGCAAGUUUUCAAUUUAAUCGCAAUGGAUAGGCCCAAGGAUGCAUCUCCUGAAGCUGUUGCUGAAGAGAAGACCAAAUUAUUGAAUGCUGUCAAACCCAUCAAAUUAGAAGACACCCUUUUGGGUCAAUAUACCCGUAAUGGUGAUAAACCCGCUUACCAAGAAGAUGAUACCGUUGAGGAUGGCAGUUUAACCUCCACCUUCGCCACCGUUGUUCUUUGGAUUGAUAAUGAGCGUUGGUCCAAUGUUCCAUUCAUCAUCAAGUCUGGUAAAGCUAUGGAUAAUUACAAGUGUGAGGCUCGCAUACAAUUCAAAAAAUUACCUGGUGAUUUGUUCAAAGAUACUCCUCGUAAUGAGUUGGUUAUCAAUAUCGAACCUGACGAAGCGGUGUACUUGAAAUUGAACAGCAAGCAUCCUGGCUAUUCAGAUGACAAUUUGGUAACUGACUUAGACUUAACAUAUAAGGAGCGUUACGACAAUCUCAAGAUUCCCAAGGCAUAUGAAGCAUUGAUAGUGGACGUGAUGCGUGGUCGUCAUGCUAACUUUGUCGGUGAUGAUGAACUCCAGGCUUCUUGGCGUGUCUUUACACCUUUAUUACAUCAAAUUGAAAAGGAAAAGAUCAAGCCCGAACCUUACCCUCAUGGUACACGCGGCCCAGAAAAGUUGGAUGAGUUUGUCAAGAAAUAUGGUGUUGAAAGAUUGUCGGAUGAAGACUAUGAAUGGCCUUCCAAGGAUCUCGAUGGCUAA
Mycotypha africana is the source of this 1521-nucleotide messenger RNA. RefSeq names its product glucose-6-phosphate dehydrogenase. Bases 1 to 1521 code for a protein of 506 amino acids. The record is from RefSeq and is a predicted model, not a curated record. The transcript is spliced from 2 exons. Gene Ontology annotation, cellular component: cytosol. Gene Ontology annotation, biological process: pentose-phosphate shunt, oxidative branch; glucose metabolic process. Lineage: Eukaryota; Fungi; Mucoromycota; Mucoromycetes; Mucorales; Mycotyphaceae. Gene Ontology annotation, molecular function: NADP binding; glucose-6-phosphate dehydrogenase activity.